Brassica napus (rape) is the source of this 1200-nucleotide messenger RNA. RefSeq lists its product as uncharacterized. Bases 131 to 1063 code for a protein of 310 amino acids. The transcript has 4 exons. The record is from RefSeq and is a predicted model, not a curated record. Lineage: Eukaryota; Viridiplantae; Streptophyta; Magnoliopsida; Brassicales; Brassicaceae.
AAGAAACCUCCACUAAAAUUAGAAAAAAAAAAAAUCUGUUGACAGAAAAAUAGAUUAAAAAGCCUUCUCACAGGCACACUAUUUACAGUUACAAAAAAAAACAAGACGAAAUCAAAUCAAAAGAGAGGUUAUGGAGCGAUCAAGCGAUCCCCAUCAUUCCACCGCCGAUCUUCUCUCUUGGCCCCAGAUCCACCACUCCUCCGCCGCUAAUCCCUCCAACCAGCCGUCUGAUGACAUCGGCGAUGUCCUUGGCGGUGGUGGUAGAACCACCAACAAGGAAGCCAAAUCUCUUAACAAGAAUGUAUCAUACAGGAAGAACUGUUGUGGCCACAAGCUAAAGGAAAUGACUGGUAGUGAUAUCUUCUCUGAUAAUGGUAACGUUACCAACGGUGAUCCAACUCACACUUCAAGGAUCCAUUACCAUCAUGAUCAGGUAACUUCUUCUUUUCUUCUGGUCUCUUCUCCCAUUCUUUGUAAGGAUUAUUCAUUCAUAAUGGUUUGGUUACUCUCGUUUUUGCAGGAUAGUCAGAUAUCCUUCAGCGGCGAAGAGAACAACAACGCUGCUGCGACUCCUAAGAAACCAACAACAACCUCUUCACCCGAGGCUGCAAAGCUUAAGGAGUUGGGCAGGUCUGUCCAAACACAGGCUGACUCCAAGAGCAAAAAGAAGCAGUUAUCCAACUCCAAGACCAAAGCAAUCACUGGUCGCGACAUCUUUGCAUCUCCUCCUCCUCCUCCUGCAACGAAACAGCAAGUUAAAGGAAACAACAACAUGGAGGAAUCUGCUAAAGCCUCCAAUGGGCAAAGCUGUAACAGUGAAGAACAUGUCGUGAAGUCGUCAAGGAAGAUACACAACAACCCCAGGUUUCAGCAACUCACGAGCAACGGUAUCUUCAAAUCUGAUAAGAUCCCUCCUGGUUAUUCAGAGAAGAUGCAUAGCUCAGCUAAAUCGCGGGAGAUGAGGGGAAACAAUAUAUUUGCAGACGGCAAGUCCGAGUAUCGAGAUUACUAUGGUGGCGCGAGGAGGCCUCCGGGUGGUGAGAGCAGCCUUUCCUUGGUCUAAAAUGAGUUCAAGUUUUAGGUUUCGUACGUAGGGUCUGGUUUUCCUAAAGAUGCUUUGACCAAAGUGGUUUGUUGUUCGUGUGGUCUCUUGGCGAUGGUCUCAUUUUAUAAUAUAAAACGUACGUCUUUUGUAGUUCA